Messenger RNA from Phytophthora sojae, 1554 nucleotides. RefSeq lists its product as hypothetical. Gene Ontology annotation, cellular component: HslUV protease complex. Gene Ontology annotation, molecular function: ATP hydrolysis activity; peptidase activity; ATP binding. The record is from RefSeq and is a predicted model, not a curated record. Lineage: Eukaryota; Oomycota; Peronosporomycetes; Peronosporales; Peronosporaceae. Bases 1 to 1554 code for a protein of 517 amino acids. The transcript has a single exon.
AUGCGUCGCGCCGUGAACUCGCAGGCGCUCAAGUCGCUCGCGCGCCGCGCCCAGGCGGCCUCCCGCUCCACGUCCGCGUCGCAGCCGCACAUCCAGUCGCGCGCGCUCUUCCAGACGGCGCAGCGGCCCGUGCUGCGCGCGUUCUCCACGGCCGCGCCCAAGGCGUCGGAGGAGGACCCCGCCUCUGUGCCCGUGGAGGCCGCGGAGGAGGCCGCGCCCGAGGAGGAGCAGGGCGAGGACGACAUCGGCCGCAAGCUCAAGCCGCGUGAGGUCGUGGAGCAGCUGAACAAGUACGUUGUGGGCCAGGCGGACGCCAAGCGCGCCGUGGCCAUCGCGCUGCGCAACCGCUGGCGCCGCCAGAAGGUCUCGGACGAGCUGCGCCGGGAGGUGAGCCCCAAGAACAUCCUGAUGAUCGGCCCCACGGGCUGCGGCAAGACGGAGAUCGCGCGCCGCCUGGCCAAGCUGUCCGAGGCGCCGUUCGUCAAGGUGGAGGCCACCAAGUUCACCGAGGUGGGCUUCCACGGCCGCGACGUGGACCAGAUCAUCCGCGACCUGGUCGAGAACGCCAUCAACAUGGUCAAGAAGAGUCGCAAGGAGCGGCUGCGCAAGCAGGUGCAGCACCUCGUGGAGAGCCGCAUCCUGGACGUGCUCACGGGCGCCAACGUCACGGAGCGCUCGCGCUCGACGUUCGAGCGUCUGCUGCACGCCGGAGAGCUGGAGGACCGCAUCAUUGAGAUCGACGUCCCGGCUGCCAAGAACCCGGGUGGCCAGCCCAUCUCGUUCGUCGGAGGUGAGGGCAAGGGCAUCUCCAUUGAGGCCUUUGGCCGCGCCUUUGGAGAGAAGAAGACCGAGCGCAAGCGUAUGACGAUCGCUGAGUCGCGCGGCGUGUUCGAGGAGAUGGAGAUGGAGAACGCCAUCGACAUGACCGAUGUCGUGCGUGAGGCCAUCCAAGAGACCGAGGAGAACGGCAUCGUGUUCAUCGAUGAGAUCGACAAGAUCUGCUCGAGCGGAGACUUCCGUCGCUCGUCGGACCCGAGCAGCGAGGGAGUGCAGCGCGACCUACUGCCUCUGAUUGAAGGCAGCGUGAUCUCCACCAAACACGGCAACGUCAACACGGACCACAUUCUGUUCGUGGGCUCCGGUGCGUUCCACUCUUCCAAGCCGUCGGACCUGCUUGCUGAGCUCCAGGGCCGUCUUCCUAUCCGUGUGGAGCUCAAGGGCCUCACUGAGGAAGACCUGCACCGGAUUCUGACGGAGCCUGUGACGAACCUCAUCAAGCAGCAGGUUGAGCUUAUCAAGACGGAGGGUGUUAACCUGAACUUCACGGACGACGCUGUCCGUGAGAUCGCUCGUGUCGCCGCGGAAAUUAACCAGACCGUGGAGAACAUUGGCGCCCGGCGACUGCACACGGUGGUGGAGAAGGUGGUGGAGGACAUUAGCUUCGACAGUUCCGAGAUGGCCCCUGGAUCCACUGUCACUAUCACCAAGGAGUUCGUGCUCGAGCGCGUGGGCAAGCUCAUGAAGAAGACGGACCUCUCCAAGUUUAUUUUGUAG